AUGAGAAAGAGUGAGAGAAUUUCUGUAUAUGUAGGGAAUGUGUGUGGGUUAUUAUUGAUAUUUUUUGAAUUAAUAAUAGCUAAAUUUGAUGAAGCUGAUUAUGAUUUGAUGAUGGUUAUGAUGAUAAACCAUCCAUGGGUGUUUGCUGAAAAGAAUUGA
Molecule: messenger RNA, 159 nt
Organism: Dictyostelium purpureum
Lineage: Eukaryota; Evosea; Eumycetozoa; Dictyosteliales; Dictyosteliaceae
Exons: 3
Coding region: 1-159 (52 amino acids)
Source: RefSeq, a predicted model, not a curated record